Messenger RNA from Podarcis lilfordi (Lilford's wall lizard), 9867 nucleotides. Lineage: Eukaryota; Metazoa; Chordata; Lepidosauria; Squamata; Lacertidae. The record is from the annotation of a GenBank genome assembly.
AUGAUUCCUUUCCUGUUCCCAGCAGGUGAUGUCUUGGGCCAGUACACCCUCACAGGCACCCCAUCAAAAACCAGGUCCUUUAUGAUCAGUUUGGAGUCCUUCAUUAUCGGAAUGAAUAGGCACAUGGCCCUGAUUAUGGAAUAUCUAUGGCAGAUGCCCAUUUUUUCCAGAAUUCCUGCCUGUUUAAAACAAAACAUUUAGCAUGCAUAAUUAGCAUUAGAUAUUUUUCCACUUGCAAUUUUUUAAUACUUAAAAAAGUAUUUUGGGACCGUCUAAUCCAGCCUUUAGAAAUGAUCAUGACCAGUACUUUGACACAGGGUGAGAUACCUGACACUUGGAAGACCAUUCCCUGCUGAAAGGCCCAUUUCCCCUUGGCCUAGGGGGCAGGGACCAGACUCACCUUGAACAGCUAAAAGGGGAUGCUGGGAGGCCAGAGGGGCAUUGCUGGAACAACUCUUCGGAUAUGGCAACUGGCUAAAAAAAUUUAAAAUCUUUAAUUUUAGUUCCCCUGUUUUGUUUUUGUUGGGUUGGGGUUGGUUAAAUGUUUUGUUGGGAUUGGCAGCUAUUUUAAUUUGGGUAUUAUUAUUAUUAUUAUUAUUAUUUUAUAUUGAUUUAUAGGUUUAUUUUAGUCUGUAUAAGAUAUUCUGUUUGUUAAUGUUUGAUGUUUUAUUAUGCUUAUAUAUGCUGUAAGCCACCCAGAGUGGCUGAGUAAACCCAACCAGAUGGGCGAGAUAUAAAUAAUAAAAUUAUUAUGAGUAUGCCAAUAUCACAUUGAUAGCAAAACAAGAUCAUGACCCAGCCCAAGUCAAUAAUUAUAGACCUAUUACUUUGCUUAAUUGUAAUUAUAAAUGGUUUGCGGCAAUAUUAGCAAGAAGGCUCAAACAAGUGUUAGGAAACUUAAUACAUGAAGACUAGACAGCAUUUCUGCCGAUGAGGCAGUUAAAAGAUAAUGUUGCAAUUGCAUUAAAUGCUACUGAAUAUUUUGAAAAAAGAAAUGAUUAGCAAUUACCCAUGGUUUUUCUAGAUGUAGAGAAAGUGUUUGAUAAUUCACUGGUCAACAACAAAUUUGUUGUCUGCGUUUUUUUAGUUGAUUUAGGAUGAAUCUGAUGCGCUGAAUCCAAAAAUCACAUUGGUUUUGCUCAAUCAGGUCAAGUUUUUGAGCUAUGGCCACAUGUCAUUUUUUAAUGUUUUUGUUCACAUGUACGCUUGUGUGGAGCAUUUUAGAAGAAGUUGGUGGGGGUAAAAUGCCAUGUCGAAUAAUUGUUUUGAUUGGAAAUGAUUAUUUUAAUGACAAGAAGUAUUCAGGUCCAAUAGUUCUGGGUGAUUAUGUCGAAAGGGGAUCAGUUUGAAGUCAUAAAACCUCGAAAUCUUCCAUAAAUUGGUGCCACUGGGAUCAACAGAAAGAACUGGAGCAGCCUCAAGUAUCCUGCUCUUCAAUCAGCACAUCGACCUGUAGCUCAUUGUGAUGAAAUUCCAGUGCCUAUCUUCGGAGAUCUUCCUGACAUUAGUGACGAAGAUGCCUCCAGUGUUGAAGGACAUGAAGAAGAAGAAGUGGUUCUUGAAGAUGAUGCUCCCACAUCCAUUUUCGCAAAAGGAAUUGAAUGAUCUAGUUCGCGACCUCAGCUUGUAAAGGACUCUGCCAAACUGUUGGCAUCCAGAUUGAAGGAAAAAAACCUCUCUGACAGUGCUUGCAUCAGCUUCUUCCGCAACAGGCAUCAAGAGUACCUCCGUUUUUUCUCGGAAGAGAAAGACGUGGUGUACUGUGCAGAUAUUGCGCAGCUUCUGCUCAAGCUUCGAGUGCCACAGUACGAACCCAAAGAUUGGAGACUGUUCAUUGACAGCAGCAAGCGAUCACUGAAAUGUGUUCUGCUACACAACGGCAACCAGUUUGCCUCUAUACCCCUGGCUCACUCAAGUACACUGAAGGAGAACUAUGAAGCGGUGAAGUAUGUGCUGGAGAAAAUUGGUUAUGAUCAGCAUAAGUGGUUUAUUUGUGUUGACCUGAAGAUGGUGAACUUUUUGUUGGGACAACAGUCUGGCUUCACCAAGUACCCAUGUUUUCUGUGCAUGUGGGAAAGUAGGGACCGUGCUCAGCAUUACACGAAGAAGGACUGAGCAUUCCAGGAGUUCCAAGAAACGGAAGUUCAAGCCCUGAAGUUUGAAAAAUGGCGAAGCAACAUGCAAUUUACGUGUACUUACCUUUAUCAAUGCCCACCAUUCAGUUUACAGUAAACCUGACCUGAUGGAGAGAAACGGAUGCCAUUUCCUGAUUCAGCAGUGCAAAAAUACCCUAAAUCAGUUGUAGAAAUCUAGACAACAUUCAAAAAGUAAAAAAUUGUUACCCAGUGUAAUGCUUCUUGGAGUUGGGGGUGGGAAUUACUAGAUAAAAUGGGGUUCAGGGAGAAAUUUGUGAGAGGAAUAAAUACAUUAUAUACAGAGCGAUUUGCAAACAGUAAACAGAAUUUUAUAAGAAAAAUGCAUUAUUGGCAAGGAAACAAGAGAAGAUUGUCUACUUUCACCAUUAUUGUUUAUUUUGGUUUUAGAACUGUUGUGUGGGGUUAUUAGAGAAAAUGAUAUACGAAGCCCCCAAGUGAGGCUUCAAACUUACGAACUGAGGGCAUUUGCGGAUGAUGUGGUAUUGUUCAUGGAAAACCUGAUGAAAAACGUGGUUAAGGUACUGGAAGCAAUAAAGCAGCUUGGUGAUUUUCUUUUAUAAGAGAAAGAAAGUAGUGGGCAGCAGAGGGCGGGAGAUAAAAUUUUUUUGACCAGAUAUCAAAAUUUACUUGAACGGAAAUCACUUUUAUGAUUAUCUCCUAUUGAAGCCAGUGCACUAAGGAAAUUAAACAUUCAAGAGAAUUGGGGUACUUAUAGAGACAUACUGUGUUUUUCUGGUAAUGCAUGUAAAAUGAAAAAGUUAGAAGAAAUUCAAGAAUGGGUAUCAGAUUGGUUUCAAUAUUUUCAAAUUAAUGAGCAUUUUUUAAAAGAAUUAUUCUAAAUUAUUUUAUUGACUCUAAAGGGUUGCAGCCCCUUUCAUAGAGGUGUCUUCAUCCCCAUGAUAUAUGUAAAAUAUACUUACUAGUGCCAAUCCAUAUCCCACUAAGAAAUCGUGAAGCAGCAUUAUUGGGCGAUAGGACAGUCCUCGAGGCAGGUGGGUCCUGGUAAGACGAUAAGAAACUCCCCACACUAACAGCAAGAAAUGAAUGAAAAUAGUUGUAUAUAAUAUCAGCAUCCACAGAGUUUCACCAAACGCCAUUUCCCUUAAACUCAGAGGCACAGAGACAAGGACUUCGCCUUGGCCAAUGCUGGUGGCUUUUAUAGGACAACAAUCUAUGCCAUGUGGAAAAGAAGAGCCUAGGCCAACCCAUAUAAUUCUCAGUUGAGAAGAAAAGAAAUAGUUUAGUAAUUGAGUAAAACAUUGCAGCUAUCCUGGAUUCCUGAAAGACACUGUUGUUCCUCGCACAGGGUGUGGAUACGCAUUGGUGGGUGUGAAUUUGCCUAUCUUCUCCUCCCAAGGGAAGUCGUGCAUAGGAGUUUGCCUGCCCUCCCACACAAAAUCAUUGUGCCUCUUCCCUCCCUGAGGAGUUUAUCAGGGGUAAUUAAAAGGGACUGCACAUCAAUGCAGGUGGAGCUGGCUUGCACUGCAAUGGCAUCCUCCCAACAGAAGGGUCACUGCAACUUUCCAGAACAGUGUGGUGAGGAAAUAGGUUUGGCGCUGUGCAGGCUGACCAAUGGGAGCCAAUCCCACCCAGUCUAUUGCUCAUAUAACUCCACUUUUCAUUUAUAAAGUCCAUUUAUUUAUUUAUAAAAGCUUCCUCUGCUUCCUCUACUGUUGGACCCAUUGAUGGCCUCUUGCUGAACUGAUACAAAGAGGGAGUUGAAAUACAAUGGGAUUUAGUUCAUUCAUUUAUUUAUAAAAGCUUCCUCUGCUGUUGGACCCAUUGGUCAUUUGCAAUGAUACAAAAUGGAAGCAUCCUGACUUUCUUGGUUGAAGGAAUGGAUAACAUUAGAGAAUUCACAUAUUCUAGACUUAGAAGGCCAUGAUAAUAUUUUUGGUUGGCACGCUUCAUUAUGGUAUGAAAAGGUGAAAGUACAUAAAGGAUUUAUAAAUCAUAUAAUUAGGGGGGGGAAUUGUAUAGAAUAUGGGAUAAAUAGAAGCAUUUAUUAGAGGGGAACCUCUUUGGCUCUCAAUGUUGGAAAUUAUAGAGGUAAAGAAAAAGAAUAUUAUUAUUAUUAAUAAUAAUUGAAUUUAUAUACCACCCUAUACCCAGAGGUCUCAGGGCGGUUCACAUAAAAGGAUUACAAUAUGAUAGAAUGGUGGACAACUUACAAAAAUUUGUUAAAACAAGUGGGAGGAAAGUAUAAAUUUAUAAAAAAUAAGGAAUUAUCAGGAAAACUAACAACAUGGAUACAAUAUCAUCAUUUGAAUGGAGUAUUUAAGAAAGAUAGGCUACAAGGGUCUGGGGAACAAAUAUCACAACUGGAGAGAGACCUGUUGGAAUGGAAUGUAAAAGUGCUGUCUAUAAUUUAUAAAAUAUUAUUGGAAUGGGAGACAAAGGAUGAGGAAGUAAAAUCCCCAAUGAUACAUUGUGCAAUAGAAAUUGGUCAUAAUAUAGACAUGGAAGCAUGGGGACGAUUGUGAAAUAUGGAUAUAAAAUUUAUAGCAUGUUAUGGUUUAAGAGAAAACGAUCUAUCAAUGGUAUCUAACCACUGGCAAAAAUGGCAAAAAUGUAUAAAUCUAAAUCAAAUAAGUGUUGGAAAUGUAAAGAGAAAGAAGGUUCUUUUUAUCAUGUGGUGGUCUUGUAGUAAGGUUAAAGCUUACUGGGAAAUGAUAUAUCAGGAAUAGAAAAGGAUGUUUAAAAUGAUGUUUGUAAAAAGCCCAGAAGCUUUCCUUUUGGGAAUUAUAGGGACAGAACUACCUAAACUGUAUAGAAACUUGUUCGUGUAUGCUACUACAGCAGCAAUAAUGCUACUUGCCCCAAAAUGGAAAGAAGUAGAAGUCCCAGCAAAGGAAGAAUGGAUACAGAAAACUUAAGGAAUAUGCAGAAAUGGCAAAACUUACCAGAAAAAUAAAAAACCCAGAUAACAAACUUUUUAUAAAAGAAUGAAAAUGGUUUAUUGAAUAUUUACAGAUACAUUGUAAACAGAUAAGAACAUUGGCAGGAUUAUUGUUACAACCUGCAGUUUCAAAAGAGUAUAUAUUUAAAGUAGAAGAAUAAAUUAAGUUAAUUUGAAUAUGCAGAAGAUAUUAAAAAUAAAUAUCCCUCCCUCCCUCCCUCUCUCUCUCUCUUUCUCAAUGUGAAGUCCCAAAAUUGUCACAUCAUAACUCCAGGCAGAUGUUGCUACAUAAUAUCUGCUUGAGUUUGAAGAUUUAGCAACGAGAAACAUCUGUGCAAAAAGCUAAGCCAAGUCCUUUGGAGUGCAAUGGGUCCAUUUCAUUAUACCCACAUUAGACAGAAUUAUAGUCAAACCCAGAUACCCGGACACACAAAAGGCAAGACAUUAUGCUACUCUCUCCAUAUCAGGCCAACAAGCAAGAAGAUACCGUUGGAUCUCACCAUCCUCUGAUCACUUGAAUUCAAACUUUGAGCUGCCAAGGAGAACCUUGAAAUGUCAUUCAGGCCAAUAAGUCAGUGAACAAACAGGUGCAAGCAGUAUAUCAAGAGCAGGUGUUAAGAAGUGGGUGGUCAGGGCAGCCCUCUGCUGCAUCCUAUCUGCAGGGGGCUUCCAGAGAAGGACCCACCAUCCUACGGUCCAGCUGGGAAGGGCAAGGGUGUCUAUAAAAAAGGUAAAGGGACCCCUGACCAUUAGGUCUAGUCGUGGCUGACUCUGGGGUUGCGGCGCUCAUCUCGCUUUACUGGUCGAGGGAGCCGGCGUACAACUUCCGGGUCAUGUGACCAGCAUGACUAAGCCGCUUCUGGCGAACCAGAGCAGCGCACGGAAACGCCUUUUACCUUCCCGCCAGAGCGGUCCCUAUUUAUCUACUUGCACUUUGACGUGCUUUCGAACUGCUAGGUUGACAGGAGCAGGGACUGAGCAACAGGAGCUCACCCUGUUGCAGGGAUUCGAACCGCCGACCUUCUGAUCGGCUCUGUGGUUUAACCCACAGCGCCACCCGUGUCCCAAGGGUAUCUAUACCCUUCACAAAUUAGGGCCAUGAUACCUGAAAGAGUUCCGCACGUGGGCCUAUUCAGAUCAGACAUGCACACCUGAAAACAGACUGGGAUCUACCCAGGCCCAAAUGAGAUAUGGAUCUGUUGCCAAGUGCCAAUCUAUGUCCCAAGAGUCACUAUUGGUACUAACUGAAGUUUCAGAAUUCAACUCCUUGCAUAACACAUUGCAGAAAUCCAAAUGGAAGGUUGCCAGUGUUAAUUCUGAGAUCAAGAUAAAGCUGCAGGCCAGCAUUUAUUCGUCCUCCCCCCAACCCCACCCCGUUCCUCUUUCUCCAUUUGCUCUCCUUUCCCCCUGCUUCCUCAGCACUUCCCUCCAUCUGCAGCAGGCUGCUUCUUUCUGUCCCCCUCCGUCUUUCUAUCCAGUGGCAGCAGGAUGCCUGGAGCUGACAAGGAAGGCGAGGAGCCGCCCCGGGUGUCACCACUGAGGGGGUGACAAAAUACCGGGCGGCACUCAUCAUGGCACCUGCAGUGCUCCCAAGUCAUGCGUCUCGCAGGCUUUGCGCUGCCCAAACGGUCCGCCUGCUGCCUCUCCCCCAGAUGUAGGGCGGUUGAGUGGGAGGAAACAGGCUCCUGAACACGCCACCCCAGGUGCCCAAGCGGCUUCCUCCGCCGCUGCAGACAAGUACGCCCAAAGGGAGAGGGGAGUCCUGUUAUGUACUGAAGUUCUCACCCUGGGCCAGCAGGGGGAUACUGUAGAUAGUUAUGCAAAUGAAGUAUCGAAAGUGACGUUCAGUGAUUGGAUAGUUUGUAUGCAAAUGAAGGAUCGAAAAUGACGUUCAGUGAUUGGCUAGUUACAGAAAAUGGUUACUGUUGCAUUCUAGUGGAGCUCUAUAUAAGCAGGCUGACUUGAGCUCCUCAGCUCAGUUCUGUUCCAGGUUACAAAUAAAGAGCUGCUUUGGAAGAAUUGCUGUGUCGUCUGAUAUGUUCGCCCACAACUUAACAAGUCCCAGGAGCAGCGGAGCUGUAUGGCUCCUAGAGGUGCAUAGGCAAUAAGGCAGAAAGUCAAAUUAAUGGGAUGUUGAAAGGAAACCUGGUACAAAGUAAUUAGCUUUCUAGCAACGUAUAUUUACCAGAAUAAAAUUGCCCUUGCCAUUGUAUAUAACUCCACAAUUAAAACAAAAACACAGAUUAAUUGCUGGGAUUAUAGCCAAUUUACCUUGUUAUUUUUGUUUUGAUUACCCUGUAUGGACGACAAGGAGUAGUGUAGCAAAAGGCUGGUAAAGCAUAACUCGGGCAUAGGCAAACUGGGCCCUCCAGAUGUUUUGAGACUAGAGUUCCCAUCAUCCCUGACCACUGGUCCUGUUAGCUAGGGAUGAUGGGAGUUGUACUCCCAAAACAGCUGGAAGGCCAAGUUUGCCUAUGCCUGGCAUAACUAUUUCAACCUGCCCGGGGAUUUGGAGAUAGAGAGUGGGGGCAGAGGGAAAGAGGCCUCUCAAAGAGAGGAUAAUGUAAAUCAAACAGCAGCAUUUCAGAGCAUUUUUACACUGACCUGGAAACUCGCCCGUCGCUUCCGGGCAAAAACUUCAGUCAGUGGUGGAGUUAGCUGCACAGAUGCCCGGAGCAGCAGCCAUGCCGUGCACCUGGGGGGGCGGGGCGAGCUGGGGGGCGCGCGGUGAUCUGCUGUGGGCAGUGGCGGCAACUCGAGCCGCUGCACAUGGGGCAGCAGGGCGAGCCCCCUGCCGUGUGCCUUUUUGUCACCCCACCUCAGGGAUGACACCCAGGGCGGGCUGCCGCCACCGCACCCCCCUUCCUACGCCCCGGAUGCCUCCUAAUAAUAAAAAUUAAGCCUUGUGUCUGUGUUUGGGCGCUUCCACUCCCACCCCCUUUCCUUGCCUGCCGGGCGCAGGCAGACUCUUCUUCAAACUGGCUUUGCCCAAGGAAAGUUCCCCGUUUACCCUCCCAGCCUCCUCUCAGCCUUCCCCAGGACCAAUAACAAGCUGCUCUAAGGGUCAGUAGCAUCGCGUUUUCAGAUUUGGGCCAGCCUCCCACCCUCUAUAAGGGACGCGGGUGGCGCUGUGGGUUAAACCACAGAGCCUAGGACUUGCCAAUCAGAAGGUGGGUGGUUCGAAUCCCCGCGACGGGGUGAGCUCCCGUUGCUCGGUCCCUGCUCCUGCCAACCUAGCAGUUCGAAAGCACGCCAAAGUGCAAGUAGAUAAAUAGGUAUCACUCCAGCGGGAAGGUAAAAGGUGUUUCUGUGCGCUGCUCUGGUUCGCCAGAAGCGGCUUAGUCAUGCUGGUCACAUGACCCGGAAGCUGUACGCCGGCUCCCUCGACCAGUAAAGCGAGAUGAGCACCGCAACCCCAGAGUCAGUCACGACUGGACCUAAUGGUCAGGGGUCCCUUUACCUUUACCUUUUACCCACCCCCUACCCUGCUUUUCCCAACCUGUAGAAGGACCAGACUCCAGUUUCUCGCCUCUUGAUCCCUCUGCAAAGCUUUUUUCCCACCCUCCCCUCUCCCCCAAUGAGGUUUUCUAAAUCCGGCCCGCAGACGGUCUGGGAACCAGCAUGUUUUUACAUGAGUAGAAUGUGUCCUUUUAUUUAAAUUGCAUUUCUGGGUUAUUUGUGGGGCAUAGGAAUUUGUUCAUCCCCCCCUCAAAAUAUAGUCCGGCCCACCACAUGGUCUGAGGGACAGUGGACUGGCCCCCUGCGGAAAAAGUUUGCCGACCCCUGCUAAGUACCUCUGUGGUGGACAGCAAAGCCAGACCAGAGUUUGGUGAUGCAGUCCCUCAGAAUUCCACCAGAGGGCUGGAGCCUCUCUGAAUGAGUACUAAGCAGAGUGGGAGGAGAAAAAUAAAAGGAGCAGUUUCUGAGGGAGUUUUUAGACUGGGCUUGGUUUGAGUGUCUUGGGAGAGUUUUAUGCCAGGGGCUAGCUGGAGGGCUGACUUUGAGCCAGGAGAAGUAGAAGCUGUGUGGAUACAGCUUACAUGGGUCUCAUUCUAGUCAGGAGGGGAGAGAUCUUCUAGAAAGAGAAGACUCCCAAACCAGUAGCAAGGGGUGUGGCAAUCCUUAGGGUCUGUUAUACUAUUUACUUCAAUAAGAGUAUGUAAACGCAGUCAGUAACAUGGGAAGAUAAGGACGGAUCAAGGACGGCACGCAGGAAGGCACUUACACAGAAUUGUAUUAAUUUGUUAUAAUUUUAAUAAUUGGGUUAAAAUCUGGAAAAUCAAUAAAAAAAUGUGAUGAAGAAGUUUCAACAAAAGAGCAGUGGACUUUAAAACUAUUGGACUAUAUGGAGAAGGCGAAAAUAAGAAACCCAAAGGACAAAAUGCUUGUGGAGGAGUGGAGAUCCUUUUCAGAAUAUCUGAGAAAAUAUUAUAGUCAAAUGAAAACACAGGCUGGACUGGAAACAUAAGCAAAGGAAGGAGAAUGAUAAAGGAAUCUAAUGUUGGAUAUUUGUUAUAGAAAUGAGUAUUACAUUUAGUAGACAAAGGAUUUGAACAGAAAUAUCAUGGAAGUAAGGAUGAGGAGUCAAAAUGUUGAGGGAAUAUUGUAUUGAAACUGAAUUGAAUUUGUUAAAUUGUAUGAAAAUAAAUUUUAAAAAUAUGUAACAUAAAGAGAACAAGAUGCUGCGUGAAGUGAGCCAAUGGCUUGAUCCAGUAGGGCUUUGCUUAUGUAUUUAUAGAGCCCAUGGUGAUUUUAAUAAAUUAAACAGAGUGGAAUUUUUGAUCAGAUUUUUUCUUUUUACUUCAGGAUUGA